GUGACAGUUCCAACCAGGGAGCGGAAGUCGAGGCAAUUGAGCCCGGAAGUAAAGGAACUAGGAGAGCGGGAGAUUUGAAUGGAGUCGGCUGCGAAUGACAGACAUUGCGAUCAACGUUCGGACAGGCAGGAUGUGACAAACCCUGAAGAGGAGACGGGGACAGAGUUUGGGUUAUCCUGGGACUUUGACAAACAUUCCUGUUGCUGAGUUCAGACACACUGUUUAAGCAAUUUCUAGGCUAUCACAGGACAAAUCUGUUUUUCAAAGAUGGAAGCCUCCCAAGAGGACGUCUGCAGCCAUGUAAGAGUUGUGGUCCGAGUUCGUCCCGAGAACGAAAAGGAAAAGCAAGGGAACUUCAGCAGGGUUGUUCAAGUGGUGGAUAAUCACAUCUUGGUGUUUGAUCCGAAAGUAGAAGAAGUUGGCUUUUUCCAUGGAAGGAGCAGAGCCAAUCGGGACAUAACCAAAAGAAAGAACAAGGACCUUAAAUUUGUUUUUGACUGUGUUUUCGAUGACAGUUCUUGUCAGUUGGAAGUUUUUGAACAAACAACAAAGAUUGUUCUGGAUGGAGUACUCAAUGGAUACAACUGCACAGUUUUAGCUUAUGGAGCAACGGGUGCUGGCAAGACUCACACAAUGCUAGGGUCUCCGCAUGAGCCUGGAGUGAUGUAUCUGACAAUGAUGGAAUUGUACAACCGGAUCGACAGUGUAAAAGAGGAGAAAGUGUGCAAUGUUGCCAUUUCUUACCUAGAGGUGUACAACGAACAGAUCCGAGACCUGCUUUCCAAUUCUGGCCAAUUGGCUGUGCGAGAGGAUGCUCAGAAAGGAGUUGUUGUCCAAGGUUUAACAUUGCAUCAGCCCAAAUCAGCCGAGGAGAUCCUUCAGAUGCUUGACGUUGGAAACAAAAAUAGAACCCAGCACCCCACUGAUAUGAAUGCAUCGUCAUCAAGGUCACAUGCUGUCUUUCAGAUUUACCUAAGACAGCAAGACAAAACUGCCAGCAUCAAUCAGAACGUCCGAAUUGCUAAAAUGACUCUCAUUGAUCUGGCCGGUUCGGAGCGGGCCAGUGCGACGAAUGCCAAAGGUGAUCGCUUGCGAGAGGGAACAAACAUCAAUCGCUCACUGUUGGCUCUGGGGAACGUCAUCAACGCUCUAGCAGAUCCAAAGAGCAAGAAACAGCAUAUUCCCUACCGGAACAGUAAACUUACACGUCUGCUGAAAGAUUCACUUGGAGGGAAUUGCCGCACUAUUAUGAUUGCCGCCGUCAGUCCUUCUUCGCUGUCUUACGACGAUACGUACAAUACUCUCAAGUAUGCAAACCGAGCCAAGGAUAUAAAAUCAGCAGUUAAGAGCAACGUGGUUAGCCUGGACAGUCAUAUAAGUCAAUAUGUGAAGAUCUGCGAGCAACAAAAGAAAGAGAUUGCAGCAUUAAAAGAGAAGUUGAAGGCAUAUGAAGAACAGAAAGCAGCUGCUCCUGGAAAACUCAAGCAGGAUCUAUUGAUUCCUCCAAGUCAAAAUCAGGCUGAAAUUAAAAGAUUUCAGGAAACUCUCCGAUGUCUGUUUACGAACCGAGAAGAAAUCCGAGCGGAGUACCUCAACGUGGAAAUGCGUUUCAAAGAGAACGAGCUCAAAACGCAUUACCAAAGGCAGUGCCUUGAACAAGUUCAGAUGCUCUGCUCCCAGGAGAAAGCGGUGAAGGCCUCAUGUAAAAGGGAUCACAGGGUCGAGGUGUUGAAAAAUCAAAAUGUGCUCCUCCAGAAGAAGAAGGAGGAUGAACUGAAGCGGCUGGAGGAGAACACAAGCUGGCUACACCGCCUCGAAAGUGAAAUGAAACUACUGAACAAAGACCGCAAAAUUCCCGAGGAGCUCAGCAAAGAAUUGCAAUGUCACCACUUAACGGUUGAGGUAAAAGAUUUAAAAACACAAAUCCAGCACAUGACUCGACUCGUGACCCUUCAAGAAAGAGAAAACCAAUACAAUGAAAAGCUUAUUAAUGCGUUGUUACCGACCUUACGCCGACAGUAUCUGUUGCUAAGCCAGGUGGGACUGACAGAUGCGACCGUAGAGGGCGACUUUAAGAAAAUCGAGCAGUUAGUUCAGAGAGAGAAGGCUGUGGUGUGGGCGGAUCAGACGGAGUCCGAUGAACCAAACAAAUGUGGUGAUUCGCAGAUAUCGGCUGUUGUCACCUUUCCACAUCUGAAAUCCCAUCAGACAACUCCAUCAAAAGAAGAAAAAAGUGUGCAGCUCAUUCAAUCGGCAGAGAAAGUAGCACCAAAGGAAAACCCACUAGCAAUAGUCCGACAUUUCACUGGAGCACUGAGUUCACAGUCCGAGGAGGUUAAAGAAAACGUUCCGCAGAAACCCUUAAACGUUGUGCCACCUCGUAAAAGAACCAGGCGGAAGUUAAUGGAUUCACCCUUGUCUACGGCAAGUCUUCAGCAGGAUGAUUCAAUCAGUGACGAACUUGCCCCAAUCGUAUACACUCCUGAAACUAGUAAUAAUACGGUCGCCAUUCUUAAACAAGUGGCCAAAAUCCCUUGUGUAGAAGCAAAAAUGGAGAAUUACCCUGUCUUCCGUGGAUGUGGCGGCCGUGGUGGGUUCAGCUUUCCUAUGACAAGUGAAUCUUCAGAAUCGGACAUGAACUCAACUGUCAUUCUGUCAGAUGGGGACAGUGAAAAAACUGUUGUUCGCUCACAUGGGGCCGGUGAAAAAAGUUCAGUGAGCACUGCUGAUGUGAAGCCUAGCACUACCAGUAUGUUACAAAGACUUGGGCUUUCAUCUUUGCUGAAUAAACCUUCUUCAAAACCGUCUUAUAUGGCAAUGACGUCGGCCGCUGAAAGAAAAAGGAAGUUGUUAAGUCUUGCAGGAAACAGUGCAGUGAAAGAAGAUAGUGUGCCACUUCCCACUGCAAAACGCGUGCGGCAGGACAUCGCCCUCGACUGCAAGGCGCUAAGAGUGCAGAGAGUGGCGGGUAAGAUUCGAGUACAGGGACUACAAGAAGCAAAGAUAAUUGCGCUCGGAGACGGCUGCCUAAGAGUGUUUCGGAAGGCGCCUUGGGCGUGAAGACAAAACCCUUUUCAUUUCAAGGAUCCGCCCAGCUUCUGUUCCAAGGUGGGAAGAAAAAAGCAGCCCUUAAAGAUCCCUGAGAGCGGGGCAUAAUUCCCAAAAAUGGGUUUUAUAUUAAAGAAGAAAAAAACGAAUGUGUUGUACAAAUUAGUCCAUGCCAAUUCAGGGAUCUACUCCAGUGUUAACGUGGUGUGGCAUUUCUGUUCUGCUUUAUGAUUAUAUUCAGUUAAACAUAAGGUACAAAUAUGGAAGGAUGCAUAAUAACAUUACCAGGGUCAGUUUGGCAGUAGUAAAGUCUUCUAUAGGAACAUCAAAAACUUUUUUUGACCAGGGUUCCAUGGUGUUUUGAUAUUCAGGAAGUCUCCUGCAGGAGUCUGUUGCAUUAGAAGCCUCAUUAGAAAAAUGAAGGUAUGAACCAUCUUGAACAUAGUAGAGACAUAAUGCAGCCUUCUACAAGCAAUGGCACAUCAAAUAUGUUUAUAGAAUAAAGCACAGUUGUAGGAGCAUGGAUCUAUUGUGUCUUCUACUGAGUGACUGUAUUGAUUGGUCUCGCAAAAGUGCUGAGCCGUCCUACAGAUUGGCAGGACCUUCUGCUGGCUUGGAGAGAAUCAGAUUUAUCUGCAACCGUCAUCAAAACAGCCACGUUGUAGGUAAAGUAAGCAAUAUAUAAAUUAAGCAGCAGUAAGAAGAUCUUGAUGCCAUUUUUUUUGUCAUCUAUACAAGGUACCCACACUCCAUGGGGUACUGCCAUCUGUCUCGCAGUCUUCAUUGUGGAUAGAUUAUGGAACUGCCUACAUAAAAGCAGAUGGUGCCAUAGUGGACCAUGUAAUAUUGUCAUACUCCUAAAUGACCAAUUUGCUCUGUUCCUACAAUUUGGCCCUUGAGACACUUUAUGGCAGGUAGGACUCCUGCUACUUUUAAUGUUGACUAGUAACGGCCAACACAGUGGGGGAGAUGACCAGCCAGUUGAAUUUUGACCUUUGUUUAUAGCUCUCAACGAUUGAGCUUUGGCCUACCCAUAGAGUGGCCAUACACAAUAAGAUCUGCUCGUUUGACAAGGUUGCCAAACAAGGGUCGUAGGACCGCAUCAACUAUCCAAUGUGAUCCUUGAUUGCUGGAACAAUCAAACCUGCCUGAUCGAUAUCAGGACGAUUUUUGGCAGAAUAAGCUGCGGAAUCGGUCUAAAGGACCGAUAUUGGCAGCUUUAAUGCACAUGUAUGGCCACCCUUAGCCCAUAUUUUCAUCCAAAAAAAACCAUAUCCUCGAUCAGCAAUAGUGCACGAGCACUUUUUAAGGCAGUAACCUUCUAUUUUCAUCCAUAGUAAAUCUAAUGUAUCUGCUGGAAUAUCAACUUAAGGAGAAGGUCUACAAAACUAAAACUUUUUGCACCUUAGGAUGGAACGUCCUUUUCUUCUAAACUCAUUGCAUUCCCCCAGAAUCGGUCUAAAGGACCGAUAUCGGCAGCUUUAAUGUUAUGGCCACCCUUCGCCCAUAUUUUCAUCCAAAAACACCAACCAUCUUGCACCAUUCAGGAAAUGCAUUUUUUAUACAACUUACCAUAAGGAGGUCUCUAUGGAAUACAGAGUUUAAUUGGAUAUUGAUUAACCCUGUGGUAUCCCCAUUUAUUCUGCAAUACCUGCUUACAGACCCAAGAUGGUGGAACUGAUCCUUCUGGAUUUUGAAGUCCAUUAAAUAAUUCAACACCAUGUAGAUAUAUUGUCUUGCUUUUUAGACGUUGAAGCAUAUAUUUAAGUCUCAGUGGCACAAUGGUAUGCUUGCCUAUUUUUUAUUUGAAUUUUUAAAUUUGUUGCUGAUUGGCUGACUGCUUCGCCAAUCAUCUGUUUCCCUAGCAGCUGGUUUUCCUAUUGACUUACUCGCAAUUCAGUAUGCUUAAGGGCAUUCUGCACCAGCAACUAAUCCCUUUAAUCCCCAAUAUUUAGACUGAAUACGUAGCCUUUUUUUAAAUUUAUUUUAUCUGACAACAUUUUGAUUUUCCUUUUACUGCAAAUGCAUUUAGUUCUGCUGGAGGCAUUCAUCUCCUGCACUCUCUUAUUGGCAAGCAGGAGUUCCCCACACGUUGUGGUAAUGAGAAAAGAAUUAAUGUUACAGCCGGCAAUCCCAGCAGCAACCUAAAAAAGAAAAUUUACGUCUUUGAGUUUCCCGUAAGCUUUGGUUUCUGCUAAUGGUUUCUGUGAAUGGUCGUUAUGAAUGAUCUUUUAUUUUUACAUUGUAAAUAUUGUGUUUUCUUUUUCUGUGUUAAUAUAUUUUCCGUUUGGACUAGAAAUGUCUUGUAAAUAGAUUGUUUGCUGAUUUGAAAGUUGUUUUAAAAAUACAUUAUUUUUUUAGCUGUGAUUAAAAAUUAUCCUCUCCCGUC
Messenger RNA from Xenopus laevis (African clawed frog), 5437 nucleotides. RefSeq names its product kinesin family member 18A L homeolog (gene kif18a.L). The transcript has 19 exons. The coding region runs from base 268 to 3060 and encodes 930 amino acids. The record is from RefSeq and is a predicted model, not a curated record. Gene Ontology annotation, molecular function: cytoskeletal motor activity; microtubule motor activity; nucleotide binding. Gene Ontology annotation, biological process: microtubule-based movement; mitotic cell cycle. NCBI's taxonomy places the organism in Eukaryota, Metazoa, Chordata, Amphibia, Anura, Pipidae. Gene Ontology annotation, cellular component: spindle; nucleus; cytoskeleton.